Cariama cristata (Red-legged seriema) is the source of this 578-nucleotide messenger RNA. RefSeq names its product transmembrane protein 178A (gene TMEM178A). NCBI's taxonomy places the organism in Eukaryota, Metazoa, Chordata, Aves, Cariamiformes, Cariamidae. Gene Ontology annotation, biological process: regulation of cytosolic calcium ion concentration; negative regulation of osteoclast differentiation. The record is from RefSeq and is a predicted model, not a curated record. Gene Ontology annotation, cellular component: endoplasmic reticulum membrane. The transcript has 3 exons. The annotation marks the transcript as partial.
GUAUCGCUCAGAGAUGCACUGCUAUCAAGUACCACCUUUCACAGCUGGUACACAGGUGUGUAUUUUCCAUUCCCUCCAACCUGAUGGAGAUGAUCCACCUGGAUGAAUGGCAUCUGCUCUAUAAGUGUUCGGUAUGGCCCCCUCCUCCCUGUGGAAGGCUUGUCCGUGGUAACAUCUACUCUGAAUUUCUUGGGUUUGGUGGAAACAGAGUUGAGAAGGAUCAUGGCCAGAUGCCUCCUGCCAUUCUUCCCUGUGGGUGCAUCAUGGCAGCUGCCAGCUUCUUUUGGGAAGAAAGCCUCACCCAGUACAUUACAGGUCUGUUGUUCCUGGCAAGUAGAAUAUUUUGCACUAUAUCUCCGUGCACUUACAUCGCCAGCAUAUCAUAUGACCUAAAACACCUCCCUACAGUUGUCUAUAAUCUUCCUGAUGAUGUAGAAAGUGAAUACAGCUGGUCUGUAUUUUGUGCUUGGUGCAGUCUGGGAUUUACAGGAGCAGCCAGAUGUCUUUGCACAGCUUACCUGUUUGUUAGCAGGGGCAACGUUAUGCAGGUGAAGUCCACCAGAGAUUCCUCCAUCUGA